Chenopodium quinoa (quinoa) is the source of this 429-nucleotide messenger RNA. Its product is annotated as MLO-like protein 4. The coding region runs from base 1 to 429 and encodes 142 amino acids. The transcript is spliced from 4 exons. Gene Ontology annotation, cellular component: membrane. The record is from RefSeq and is a predicted model, not a curated record. Gene Ontology annotation, biological process: defense response. NCBI's taxonomy places the organism in Eukaryota, Viridiplantae, Streptophyta, Magnoliopsida, Caryophyllales, Amaranthaceae.
AUGGAGGAAGAACGAUCAUUAACUGAAACUCCAACAUGGGCCGUCGCCACCGUUAUCUCUGUCAUGGUUGCCACCGUCUUUUGCUUCACCAAAUCUAUUGAAUUCUUUGGCCGGUGGUUAGACAAGAGAAAAAGGAAACCUCUGUUGGCUGCCCUUAACAAAAUCAAGGAAGAGCUUGUAGUAUUUGGGGUACUGUCCCUUCUUAUGGGGCACUUCAGUAUUUUUGUGGCCAACAUUUGUGUAAAAUCAUCGGUGUUUAGCACUAGGUUCUACCCAUGUAUACCGGAAACUGCAUCAACUCAACCAGUGGUGAUCAUUAAACACAUCACUAAUUCGAAUGAUUCCAUGUAUGCUCCUCCUGAACACCGUGAUCAUGCUAUAAUUCAUGCUAGGCAAUACUGUGACGAGAGCGCGAGUUGUUUUUAUUAA